AUGCAGCUCACAUCAAUCCUCAUCACCGCCCUCGCAGGCCUCGCCACAGCCCGCUCAACCCCCUCCGAACGCCGCCAAACCUCAACCCCAAGCUGCCGCCUCGUCGCGCCCACAGACCUCAACUUCGGCGUCGCCGACCUCCGCUCCGGCACCGUCGUCACCAAAGUCCUGACCUUCCCCGUCGGUCCCACCACUGCUGGUCCCUGCCAGCUCGUCGGCGCCUUCAGCCAAGGCUUUCCCAUCGACCAGGGCGGCGACGCUUUCGCCCGCCUCAACGUGCGCGCGCUGGACGGUCCCGCUGCUGGUAGCUUGGUCGGUAGCUUUGGGCCGCUCGAGGUGGCGAAUGACGCUGUUGUCAAGGAUACCGUGCAGGUCGUCAACAGCUUUUCGUGCCGCGAGAGUUUGAGCUUCGAGUUUGCUAUUGCGAAUGAUGCGGAUGUUGACGUUGAUAUCAAUGUUGCAUUCACGGCUUCUGGGCUCGGCGGGUUCUUCGUGCAGGUUGGGGACCAGUGCAACUGA
This is a messenger RNA of Colletotrichum abscissum, 519 nucleotides long. RefSeq lists its product as uncharacterized. The coding region runs from base 1 to 519 and encodes 172 amino acids. The transcript has a single exon. The record is from RefSeq and is a predicted model, not a curated record. NCBI's taxonomy places the organism in Eukaryota, Fungi, Ascomycota, Sordariomycetes, Glomerellales, Glomerellaceae.